AUGCCUCGGAUCCCUCAGAGCAGAUCUGCUGGAGCGCUGCCGGGGGUUGGCAAAGCCAACGUCUCCCAUCUGCAGCAAUCAGGAGGUUUGGUGGUCGCUGACUCGAAUCGGAUGACCUGGGGUACCAUUGACAUGACUUCAGAUGGCCCCACCGCCGCGAUGGUGAAAGGCUGGCCUCGCUGGGCCAUUCCCGGCUUUUUGGACGAGGUACCGCCACGCCUGGAUUUGUGUCGUCAGCGCUUGCUGGCGGCUGAGAUCGAGCUGGGCCGGGCGGAAAAGGCGGGGGGCCUAGACAUCGGGGAUUCCGCGCCGGAAAAGGCGGAAUCUGUUCCGGCGGUCUUGCAGGAUUUGCCCCCCUUGGCCGGGCCGGACGACGGGCCGGAUGAGUUUGCCCACUUGCCGCAUGAGGGUGAGAUGUUGCUGGAGCAGGUGUCGGAGCUUGAAGCACAGCUGUCAUCCACUGAGGUGAAGUUCAAGGACUUGGAAACGAGUCAUGCCGCAGCGAGACAGCAGCGCAAUGCAUACUCCUCUCAGUUGGACUCCUCGACAGAGCAAAUCUCAGCGCUAGCAGCGCGUAUCGCUGCUUUGGCGGGAGAGUUAGACACUUCGCAGCAACACAAUCAAGAGUUGAAAGGGAAGAUUGUGGCCUCACGAGCCAACACACAGAAGUUGCAACAGCAGCUGCUCAAGAGCGAUCGAGAAGUGGCGCAUGCCAGGUAUGAGAACUGCAAGCUGGAAGAGUUCUUGCAGUCCACUCGAGGGGUUGCUGAAGACUUUCGAGACCGGCUCGAAGUGUCGGAGGCUGAGCAGGACAAACUGCGUGCUCGGAUCCGUGAGCUGCAGGAGAGCAACGAAGCUGUGAGGGAGGAUGCCAACCAGCGCAUCGAGGAGCUCGAAGAGGCUUUGCAAGAGGCAGACAGCAGCAUUGAAGAGUUGCAGCAGGAAAAGGAGACCUUAGAGCAAAACCGAAACCGCUUAGCUGAGUCUUUGCAAGCACAGAAAGAGCAAACGAGUGCCCAAGAACAACUCGUAGCCAGCUUACGCCAGCAGCAGGUGCAAGAAGAGCGCUCAAAAGCAGCUGUCCAAAAGCAGCUCGAUGGGAAAGAAAAAGAAGUAGAGGAGCUGCAAAAGCAACUUGAAAGAAUGGCGCAGACCAUAGAAGAAGCAGAGCAAUCAAGGGCUGCAGCAGAAGAGCGCGCUGCUGCACCACAAGAGCCCCCAGACACGGCAGCAGAGGUGGCAGCCAGCGAAAAAGCUGGAAAACAGCGCAUUGAGGAGCUUGAGGAGGCUUUGCGCCAGCAGCAGAUGCAAGAAGAGCGCUCGAAAGCAGUGCAAGAAGAGCGCUCGAAAGCAGAAGUAGAGGAGCUGCAAAAACUACUUGAAAAAAUGGCACAGGCCAUAAAACAGGCAGAGCAAUCAAGGGCUGCAGCAGAAGAGCGCGCUGCUGCAUCACAAGAGCCCCCAGACACGGCAGCAGAGGUGGCAGCCAAUGAAAAAGCUGGAAACCAGCGCGUUGAGGAGCUCGAAGAGGCUUUGCGCCAGCACCAAGUGCAAGAAGAGCGCUCGAAAGCGGCGAUUCAAAAGCAGCUCGAGGGGAAAGACAAAGAAGUAGAGGAGUUGCAAAAGCAACUUGUCGAAAUGGCACAGGCCAUAAAACAAGCAGAGCAAUCAAGGCCUGCAGGGGAAGAGCAUGCUGAUGCACCACAAGAGUCACCGGAGAAGGCCGCAGAGGUUGCAGCACGUGUAGUUGUCAGCCACUGGGUUGAAAAGGCUGGAAGCCAAAGCCCUGCAGAAGAAAAGUCUGUCCGAGACAAUCAGCAGACUUCGGAGUGGCUUUCGCAGUGGGACUCAGAAGAUAUAUUUUUGACAGUUCCCAUGGUCAUGGCAUCUGGGAUGUGUGAGCAGGGUCUUGCACCAACCCGGGUUGGGCUGAAGGGGUCGGACUUUUUGAUACAACCCUUGCUGCCAGCAGGGCCGCCAGAACGGAUGAAAUUGAGCAGCGUGAAGUCAAUCAGCACUGAGGUGUGCGGUGACAACGUGUCAUUGCUGCUGGACAUCGAAGAGGGUGGAGCUCAGAGAAGGCUUCAGCUGAAGAGCGAUGAAGAAAGCACGGAAGCUCUGCUUGCCACCUUGACACUUGAUGUGAGAGUCAUGCCAGGAGAGGAGCUGAAGAGAUAG
This is a messenger RNA of Durusdinium trenchii, 2178 nucleotides long. Lineage: Eukaryota; Dinophyceae; Suessiales; Symbiodiniaceae. The record is from the annotation of a GenBank genome assembly.